This is a messenger RNA of Etheostoma cragini (Arkansas darter), 4929 nucleotides long. It is a transcript of the gene edem3, whose product is annotated as ER degradation enhancer, mannosidase alpha-like 3. Lineage: Eukaryota; Metazoa; Chordata; Actinopteri; Perciformes; Percidae. Gene Ontology annotation, biological process: endoplasmic reticulum mannose trimming; carbohydrate metabolic process; mannose trimming involved in glycoprotein ERAD pathway. Gene Ontology annotation, cellular component: endoplasmic reticulum; membrane. Bases 1277 to 4012 code for a protein of 911 amino acids. The transcript has 21 exons. Gene Ontology annotation, molecular function: calcium ion binding; mannosyl-oligosaccharide 1,2-alpha-mannosidase activity. The record is from RefSeq and is a predicted model, not a curated record.
CUUAGCGGCAUCCGGUUGUUGAAGACUGUUCGUAGGAAGACUGGCUAGCUUGGCGAAACAACAGCUUACGGCGAAAUUGUUCAUUUCAUAACACGAAGGGCAGAAAAGAUAGCUCGGUCAGAUCCACUUCUCAACAAUGGACGCGUUUUUUGUGGAUUUUUCUUAUAUUAUUUGUUUGUCCGUGUUCGCCAGCUCGGCCAGUUAGCUUAGCUGGCUAACUGGCUAAUUAAACCCUGACAAGUGCCCGGCUGCUUGUCUGACUGGUUUACGAAAGAGAACUGUCAAGAGGGAGAAAUUAUGAAGUUAUGUCUUUCAAAUUUUACAGUUGACACACCAGAGUGAUAAGAGGAACCGGUAUGAACAGGAGUUGUAUAAGGCUGUUGGUUUGACUUCGGUAGUGUGGAGUCAUAGAUAUAUCUGUAUCUAUGGUGUGGAGUAAGUACAUUACCGUACAUGAUUUGUGGAGUAGGAUUAUAAUACAGAACAAGCCCGACUGCGUUGGUUUACAAUGAGUCUUAAAUAUGACAACGCGUCGUGAUAACUAAAAUUACAACACGUUUCCUUGACUGCUCUUGUGUGAAGACUAGCCACAUCUGGAAAAUAAAAUUAUUGUAACUUUCUUAUUUAGAUCGCAGGAUUAAUUUGAUUUAGCGUGUUUUCUUUGUGGCAGAGUUAAAUGUAACGUGUUACGUGUUACGUGUCAACGUGUCACACGUGUACAAUAGGUCCGGGUGACAGUCUGGGAAAAUAAACAGGUGUGACUCGCAACCUGUUCACGGGAAGUGGAGCAGCUUUGCACUAUAACUAAUGCCUGGCAUUACUCUAUCGAUUUACACCUCGAUCUCUGGGUACUUGAAAUAAAAACAUUCUUAACUAUUUAAUAGCAUUUAGGGCUGUAAGUGCACAUAUGAAAGCGCACAGUACAUAGUAACUCCUUGACUUCGUCGUCGUGCUUUGGAUGUUUGCUGAGCAACGCAGAUGGAGUGUAGGUGGCCGAGAUUCAGCAACAAGCUAACAUGGUUCCAUGAUGCUUUCCGUACCUAUUGAUGAUUAAGUGGUACAUCUUAGGCAAAGCAAAGACCUGCUAUAUCAUGAUCUCAGAGGUAAAACAUUAAUGGGUUGGUGUGGGUUUGUGGUUCUUAAGGGUUUUUGUGGUUUGUGGUGGUUUGAGCUGUUUGGUUAGGGCGGUGGUAAUGACUAGGUAUUUGCUGUGGGACUGACCAAGUGCCAAACUGUGGUUUUAUGUAUAUUGCUGCAAUCUUGCCCACCUACCACAAUGCCUGCUGUACUGUUCUCGUUGAUGCUACUCGGAGCAUUAUGCAGCCUCGGAGAGGCCAUGUCACGGGAGGAGAAGCUCAGGUUGAGGAACCAAGUGGUUGAGAUGUUUGACCAUGCGUAUCAGAAUUAUAUGGACCAUGCAUACCCAGCCGAUGAGCUGAUGCCACUAACAUGCAGAGGAAGAGUACGUGGGCUUGAACCCAGUCGAGGUGACGUAGACGACGCUCUUGGAAAGUUCUCUCUGACCCUCAUAGACACUCUGGAUACCCUGGUGCUUUUGAACAAGACGACAGAGUUUGAGGCGGCAGUGAGAAGGGUGCUGUCAGAUGUGAGGCUGGACAACGACAUUGUGGUGUCGGUCUUUGAAACCAACAUUCGAGUCCUUGGAGGUCUGUUGGGAGGGCACUCCAUGGCAGUGAUGCUGAAGGAGGGAGGUCAACACAUGCAGUGGUACCAGGAUGAGCUCCUACAUAUGGCCAAAGACCUGGGUCUCCGACUGCUUCCAGCCUUCAACACCAGUAGUGGCCUGCCUUAUCCCAGGGUGAACUUGAAGCACGGUGUCAGGGGUCCUGAGACAAGAACGGGCACAGAAACAGACACCUGCACUGCGUGUGCAGGAACCAUCAUCCUGGAGUUUGCUGCCUUGAGUCGCUUCACUGGGGAUCCUGUGUUUGAGGCCCAUGCCCGGAGAGCUCUGGACUUUCUGUGGGAGAAGAGACAGAGAAACAGCAAUCUGGUGGGAACAACCAUCAACAUCCACUCAGGAGAGUGGGUCCGCAGAGACAGCGGAGUAGGAGCAGGAAUUGACUCGUACUAUGAAUACCUGCUAAAGGCUUACAUCCUCUUGGGAGAUGACCUGUUUCUGGAGAGGUUUAAUAUUCACUAUGCAUCUAUAAUGAAGUACAUUAGCCAGCCUCCACUUCUGCUGGAUGUCCACAUUCACAAACCUCUGCUUCCCGCUCGCACCUGGAUGGACUCUCUGCUGGCCUUCUUCCCUGGACUGCAGGUGUUGAAGGGAGAUAUCCGUCCUGCCAUCGAGACUCAUGAGAUGUUGUAUCAAGUUACAAAGAAGCACAACUUCCUCCCAGAGGCCUUCACUACUGAUUUCAGGGUACACUGGGCCCAACAUCCCCUGAGGCCUGAGUUUGCAGAGAGCACCUAUUUCCUUUACAAGGCCACAGGAGACCCGUAUUACCUGGAGGCAGGCCGCACCAUCCUGGACAACCUCAACCGCUUUGCUCGUGUUCCCUGUGGCUUCGCUGCAAUGAAGGACGUACGCACUGGCAGUCACGAGGACAGAAUGGACUCCUUCUUCCUUGCUGAGAUGUUCAAAUACCUGUUCCUGCUGUUUGCUGAAGCGGAGGACUUACCGUUUGACGUGGAGGACUACAUCUUCACAACCGAGGCCCACCUGCUGCCCCUGUCCCUCUCCACAGCCCCUCACUCUUCAUCUAUUCCCUCAAACAGAACUUCAGAGGAGGAGCUGGACGACUCUAACUUCGAUUGGACCUGCCCUAACACCCGCCUCCUGUUUCCUGACCCCGCCUACCCUCGUAACUUGAGAGACCCAAUCCGUAGUGCUGUGGACAAGAGCUGCCCCCGCCCUGCUCCUUACAGGGAGCCCGGUAUGGGCCGUCCUCCCCUGAGGGCUCAGGACUUCAUGGCAAACAACCAUGAACAUCUGGAGCUGCUGAGGAAAAUGGGAGUCAGUCUUAUUCACCUGAAAGAUGGCAGGGUGCAGCUGGUCCAGCAUGCUACCCAGGCGGUGAGUGCUGUGGCAGCAGAGGACGGCGUGCGUUUCAUGCAGGAGAUGAUGGAGCUGUCCAGCCAGCAGCAGAAAGAGCAGCUGCCUCCCAGAGCCAUUCAGAUCGUCUCACAUCCAUUCUUUGGCCGAGUUGUGCUGACCGCCGGCCCAGCGCAGUUUGGCACAGACCUGUCCAAAAGUUCCACAGGGUUACGAGGCUUUGUGACUGUGGCUGAACCCUACAGCGGCUGUACAGAGAUCACCAAUGCGGAGUAUGUCCAGGGCCACAUCGCUCUGCUUCAGAGGGGCCAGUGCAUGUUUGCGGAGAAGGCCCGACACAUCCAGAAGGCUGGCGCCAUCGGAGGCAUAGUCAUCGAUGACAACGAGGGCAGCAGCAGCGACACGGCUCCCCUGUUUCAGAUGGCCGGGGAUGGCCGCAGCACGGAUGACAUCACCAUGCCUCUCCUCUUCCUCUUCCACAAGGAGGGCAACAUCCUGCUGGAGGCGCUGAAGGAGUACAGAGAGGUGGAGGUGCUGCUGAGCGACAAAGCCAGAGACAGAGAAACCAUAUUCAAAGGUAAACCUCUUCCUGGCAUCCUGAUUGAGGGCAGUAUGGAUGUGCAAGAAGCAAAGGAAGACUGCUUGACUGAGGCAACAACUCCCACCUCAUUUGAACCCAUUAGCCAAUCGCAAGAGAGCACGUUGGAGCUAGACGAAUUGGCUCCUGAGGAGGUUACUCCAUUCCAGGGGGAAGUCAGUCCUGUAGAUCAGGACACUAGUGUGGAAGAGGAAGUUCAACCACCGGAAGAGGAAGCCAGUCCUACAGAGGCCAAGGCGGAUUUGGCAGAGCCUAAAGAGGAGAGAGACUCUGAGGAGAGAGAGAAGCCUGAAGGCGACACAGACUCAAGCAGCCAGUCGGUGGAUGAACUGCUGGCUGAUUGGCGGGAAGACUUGGAGGCGUUCCAGCAGAUGGAGAAGGAUGAGCUCUGACAGACGUCGGGCGUGCCGUGCCCUGUGACUGCGGUUUGAUCCCGCUGUGGGGGAGAAACCUGGAGGGAAUAUGUCUUCACAAGUCACCAGUCUCAAUCUGGUGGACUCAGAGGAUGCUGAGGAGAUGUCUUUAAUGACUGUUUGUUCUCUUGCUCUCUGUUAAUGGUGUCAUGUGCCAAGGCAGCUUACUGUGUCUCUGGACCAUAAGGGAGUCCUUUUUAGCCUGAUAGUUUGUUAAUGGAUAAGAGACCAGGAUUCUUACCUCACAUUCUCAUACAGUUUCUGUGUACCUGUCAUAACAAAGCCCUAAUGAAUGACAUAGUCCAGACUGUAUGUAACAGCGUCUCACUUUCCAUUCCAAAUUCCUUCUCACACUGUUAUUCUCUCUCUAUGCAUUUCGGACUCCUUUUUGCUCAAAUUAAUGCUGGUCCAACAAAUACUAAUUAAUCCAUUGACCAAUUAACUUUAUUUUAAAUGUGAUGAUUAUUUGUGAUAAGACAAUUACUAUCUUUGUGAUCCUGGACCUAAUCUUACGUACACAUCGAUGUGAGUUAAGGACUUAAUUCAUGUGGGGAUUAGUGACAUUGAAUAAGCUGCAGGAUCUUUCUUUAAGGCUUUAUGGUAGACAUACUCAACACCAAACUUGAUUUCUCUGGAGGAUAUAUGAAGUCGUCUGUCAAUGUAAAUAUGUAUUUGUCAAGAUAUAUUGACUGAAACAAUGUAGCGCUGCUUUGCUCAGGUUCUGGUACAAACAACAACCUCUGGACCACAUUGGGUGGAGCGGACACACCCACACCCCGCCACAGGAGGGCGCUAUGACAUCUGUCUGUCAUGCUUUAACUGCUGACUGACUGGAAGGAGCAGAAAUAAGCCACUAAAUUAACCUGAUGAAAUGAAAUAAAAAUUAAGAGAGGAAA